UUGGUUCCGCCUCCGUUGUCAGUACCGCGAGAUUUCGCGGAAGCCUCCCUCUUUCUUCUGGGCCGCCGACAUGCCAUCCAGACUGAGAAAGACCCGGAAACUUCGGGGCCACGUGAGCCAUGGCCACGGCCGCAUUGGCAAGCACCGGAAGCACCCAGGAGGCCGGGGUAAUGCUGGUGGCAUGCAUCACCACAGGAUCAACUUUGACAAAUAUCAUCCAGGUUACUUUGGAAAAGUUGGUAUGAGGCAUUACCACUUAAAAAGGAACCAGAGCUUCUGCCCAACUGUUAACCUUGAUAAACUGUGGACUUUGGUCAGUGAGCAGACACGGGUAAAUGCUGCCAAAAACAAGACCGGAGCUGCUCCUAUCAUUGAUGUGGUGCGAUCGGGCUACUACAAAGUAUUGGGAAAGGGAAAGCUCCCCAAACAGCCUGUCAUCGUGAAGGCCAAAUUCUUCAGUAGAAGAGCUGAGGAGAAGAUUAAGGGUGUGGGGGGAGCCUGUGUCCUGGUAGCCUGAAGCCACAUGGAGAGAGGUUCAUUAAAUACUAACAACUGCUUUUC
Felis catus (domestic cat) is the source of this 561-nucleotide messenger RNA. RefSeq names its product ribosomal protein L27a (gene RPL27A). The record is from RefSeq and is a predicted model, not a curated record. Gene Ontology annotation, biological process: translation. NCBI's taxonomy places the organism in Eukaryota, Metazoa, Chordata, Mammalia, Carnivora, Felidae. Bases 71 to 517 code for a protein of 148 amino acids. Gene Ontology annotation, molecular function: structural constituent of ribosome. The transcript is spliced from 5 exons. Gene Ontology annotation, cellular component: cytosolic large ribosomal subunit; ribosome.